UCAAGAGAAAAAAGAGCUGAACUUUUCCGUUGUCGUCAAGUUUCUACAAUUUCUCCAUAAAAAAAUAUUAUCUUUUUCUUUCAACACUGUCUUCCCUUCAACGAUGAAUCUGUAAUCGUCUUCCCUCGAUGAUUACAACCGAUCAAAAUCGGGUCUUUGUAUUAAAGGAUGCCCAGCGGGGACGUCGCUUAUAGCUGUGGUUCCUGUGGAUAUCCUUUGAAUUUGACAUCUUCUAAAGAAGUGGCAUCUUCCCAAAGCUUUAUUCAUAAAAGAUCUACUAAGAAAGAUAUGCUUUAUUUUCCAAUGGUAGAUCUCAGUAGAUUCACUCAGGUAGAUGAGUUAAGUUGUUUCCCUUUCAGCCUGAGCUGUUACAAGUCAAAAAUAAAACUACUCUGUCGCAAAUGUGGAAUUCAUAUAGGCUAUGGAUAUGGUCAGUUUGGCGUUCUGUGUGGCUCAGAUGUUGAUAGUGUUCCAUCUUCUUCUUGUAAAAAGUAUAUUAUCAAGGUUAGAGCUAUUCAACCUUCAGAGCAGUGAUUUCUUUUCCAAAUAUGGACUCUAAUUGUUUUUCAAAUCUGUUUGAUGACUCUUCAUUCAUCUAAUCAGAUGAUUAAUCACUUAUAAAAUGAAAAUUUUCAGUGUUAUGGAAUCA
Molecule: messenger RNA, 649 nt
Organism: Dendrobium catenatum
Lineage: Eukaryota; Viridiplantae; Streptophyta; Magnoliopsida; Asparagales; Orchidaceae
Exons: 2
Coding region: 169-534 (121 amino acids)
Source: RefSeq, a predicted model, not a curated record